AUGCAAUCUAUUAUUUAUUUUAUUAAAUAUGUAAUUUUUUUACUAUAUAUCUAUAAUAUCAUUUUAAAAGCUAAAAGUUUUAAGGUAUCAAAAAAUAUUAGGUAUUUUAUUUUCUUUGAAAAAAAUAUAGUGUUUAAGAGAGAAACAAAGAUUAACUUAAAGAAAAGUACAAAUAUAAAGAAAAUGGAUAGCCAAGAAAAUUUAUUUAUCGAUAUAGGGGCAAAUCUAACUGAUAAAAUGUUUGAUGGGAUUUAUAAUAAGAAAAAGCAUGAAAAUGAUUUAAAAUAUGUUUUAAAUAGGGCAAAGAACAAUAAUGUUGAGAAAAUUAUAAUAACUUGUACAUGCUUCGAAGAUAUUGAUAAAUCUCUUAAAAUUUGUGAAACAUAUGAUCCUGAAUGCAAUUUUUUAUUUUUAACUGCUGGUGUACACCCAACAAGCUGCUUUGAAUUUACUGGAAAAAAGCAUAUUGAAGAAACAGAAAUGUUAGCAAAAAAGGAAUUUGAAGACUUUAUAAAAUACUAUGAAAAUGAGAAAAAUUUUGUGGAAAAAAAAAAGUGUGAAGAUUUAGUUGAAAACAAAGAAAGUAACGUAAAUUUAAGUACUACGAUAAUAAAUGAAAGAAAAAUAAAUUCUGAUGAGAUAAGAAAAGAAGAUUUUAAAAUACCGGGUUUUGUUUAUGAUGAAAAAGAUCAGAAUUAUUUAGAAAAAUUAAAGGAAAAAAUAAAAAAUAAUAGUAAUAGAAUUGUAUCUAUUGGUGAAAUAGGAUUAGAUUUUGACAGGUUAUUUUUUUGUCCAAAAUAUACACAAAUUAAAUAUUUUAUAUAUCAGUUAAAAUUGGUGGAAAUAUUUAGAUUACCAAUUUUCCUACAUAUGAGAAAUUGUUCUGAUAUAUUUUUUGAAAUUUUAGAAAAAUAUAAGCCAUUAAUUGAAGAUGUUGGGGCAGUUAUUCAUAGCUUUACGGAUCAAAAGGAAACAAUAGAAAGAAUAUGUAACUAUAAAAAUUUGUAUAUAGGGGUAAAUGGAUGUUCAUUAAAAACUUUUGAAAAUAUAAAUGCAGUUAAAAAAAUACCUUUAAAUCUUUUAUUAUUGGAGACUGAUGCACCUUGGUGUUCAUUAAAAAAAACACAUGCAUCAUAUCAGUUCAUUAAAGAGAAAUAUGAAAAAAGAAGUUAUACAAACUUAAAAAAAAUUAAAAAUGUAAUACAGUGUGAUGACACAACUAUAUUUAAAGAAAGAAAUGAACCCUAUAAUAUUGUAGAUAUAGCAGAAAUUACAUAUAAGAUUAAGGAUCCUAACAUAACAUUUGAUGCAUUUUGUAAAAAAAUUAGAUGUAACACUUUAAAUUUGUUCAAGAAGCUAAGAUAA
Plasmodium gallinaceum is the source of this 1365-nucleotide messenger RNA. RefSeq names its product TatD-like deoxyribonuclease, putative. Gene Ontology annotation, molecular function: 3'-5'-DNA exonuclease activity. Gene Ontology annotation, cellular component: cytosol. Bases 1 to 1365 code for a protein of 454 amino acids. The record is from RefSeq and is a predicted model, not a curated record. NCBI's taxonomy places the organism in Eukaryota, Apicomplexa, Aconoidasida, Haemosporida, Plasmodiidae. The transcript has 5 exons.